UUGCUUUAACUUUUUCCGCACCAUGUACAGUCCCAGAGUAGGUCCUACUAUUAGGUGGUACAGGGAAUACCAGCGUUGGGUGUCGAUUAGACAGAAUGAAGGAGACGAGGACAGUUGUAGUCCCAGUGAUCGGCAUUCCAGGUAGCGGCAAGUCCACUUUGUGUAGGAUGCUGCAGAAAUGUGCGCAAGAACAGGAAGACACAUACACCAUCGACAUGCUCUGUUACGACGACCUGUUUGACGGCUAUGCGACUAAAGAUAGGGAAGCUAGGAAGGAUGAUACAUAUAUCGCAGACACAGGUGCCAUGACAAGCGAAACCGGCAAACGUGUAGUAGAAGACAUGUUUGCGAUUCAAACCGGUAUCAGUUUACCCCCAAAGAGAAAGGAUCAAGGCAAGCAUAGUACAGAUGAACACACACACGAAAGUUUGGUCGAAGGCACGUAUGCAACCGAGGCUGGUGCAAACAAGCACGCAAACCGACGCAAUACUGCUGGCAUGAGGGCGAAGGAGGCUGCAUCGGCAGAAGGCGGUACAGCGGCUGAGGGCUAUGCUGACUGA
Molecule: messenger RNA, 560 nt
Organism: Sphaeroforma arctica JP610
Lineage: Eukaryota; Ichthyosporea; Ichthyophonida
Exons: 3
Coding region: 96-560 (154 amino acids)
Source: RefSeq, a predicted model, not a curated record